CACGCUCUAUGGAGGCGAGGGGCAGACUCGGGGCCCAGCUGAUAUGCGGCUGACUCGGAAGCGGCUCUGCUCUCUUCUGAUCGCCCUGUACUGCCUCUUCUCCCUCUACGCCGCUUACCACGUCUUUUUCGGGAGCCGCAGUCGGGUGCCCGCCGCGUCACCCCGGGGCCUCCGGAAGGGGGCGGCCCCUGCACGGGACAGGCGUGGCCGAGACCAGUCUACUUUGGAAAGUGAAGAAUGGAAUCCAUGGGAAAUAGAUGAGAAAAACGAGCAACAGCACAGGAUUAAAAAUAGCCUUCAAAUACUAAAUAAGUCAACAAAAGGAAAAACACACCUUCAUGUGCAGAUCUGGGGCAAAGCUGCCAUUGGUUUGUACCUGUGGGAGCAUAUUUUUGAAAGCUUACUUGAUCCCGCUGACAGGACUGCUCAGUGGAGAGAAGGAAAUUCAAUUUUAGGAAGAACCCACUUCAGCUUCAUCACUGGUCCAGCUGUAGCCCCAGGGUACUUCUCCUUUGAUGUGAACAAUGUGAUACUCGUUUUAAAUGGAAGAGAGAAAACAAAAGUCUUUUAUGCCACUCAGUGGUUACUCUAUGCUGAAAAGCUCGUGCAAACUAAAAAACUACAGCAUCUUGCAGUUGUUUUGCUUGGAAAUGAACAUUGUAAUAAUGAAUGGAUAAGCCAGUUCCUCAAAAGAAAUGGAGGUUCUGUUGAGCUCCUUUUCAUAGUAUAUGACAGCCCCUGGGUUAAUGAAGUGGAUAUUUUCCAGUGGCCUCUAGGAGUAGCAACAUAUAGGAAUUUUCCUGUAGUGGAAGCAAGUUGGUCAAUGUUGCAUGAUGAGAGACCAUACUUAUGUAGUUUCUUAGGAACUGUAUAUGAAAAUUCAUCCAGACAAGCAUUAAUGAAUAUAUUGAAACAAGAUGGGAAUGAUAAACUUUGCUGGGUUUCAGCAAGAGAACAGUGGCAGCCUCAGGAAACAAAUGAAAGCCUUAAGAAUUACCAAGAUGCUUUGCUUCAGAGUGAUCUCACAUUGUGCCCAGUAGGAGUAAACACAGAAUGUUACAGAAUAUAUGAAGCUUGCUCCUAUGGCUCUGUUCCUGUUGUAGAGGAUGUGAUGACACCCGGCAGUUGUGGGAACACAUCUAUUUACCCUUCUGCCCCUCUGCAAUUGCUCAAGUCCAUGGGUGCUCCUUUUAUCUUUAUUAAGAACUGGAAGGAACUUCCUGCUAUUUUAGAAAAAGAAAAGACUGUCCAUUUACAAGAAAAGAUUCAAAGAAGAAAAGUGUUACUUCAGUGGUAUCAACACUUUAAAAUAGAACUAAAAAUGAAGUUUACUAAUAUUAUAGAAAGUACAUUUUUAAUGAAUAAUAAAGAUUAACUUAAUUAUCUUUUGAACUAAGAUGUGAUUUUUUUAAAAACCAUUUUUAAUAUUGGGAG
This is a messenger RNA of Elephantulus edwardii (Cape elephant shrew), 1434 nucleotides long. It is a transcript of the gene RXYLT1, whose product is annotated as transmembrane protein 5. Gene Ontology annotation, molecular function: ribitol beta-1,4-xylosyltransferase activity. The record is from RefSeq and is a predicted model, not a curated record. Bases 44 to 1375 code for a protein of 443 amino acids. Gene Ontology annotation, biological process: protein O-linked glycosylation via mannose. Gene Ontology annotation, cellular component: Golgi apparatus. Lineage: Eukaryota; Metazoa; Chordata; Mammalia; Macroscelidea; Macroscelididae. The transcript is spliced from 6 exons.